Falco peregrinus (peregrine falcon) is the source of this 3330-nucleotide messenger RNA. It is a transcript of the gene TAPT1, whose product is annotated as transmembrane anterior posterior transformation 1. Bases 1312 to 2736 code for a protein of 474 amino acids. The record is from RefSeq and is a predicted model, not a curated record. NCBI's taxonomy places the organism in Eukaryota, Metazoa, Chordata, Aves, Falconiformes, Falconidae. Gene Ontology annotation, biological process: maintenance of protein localization in endoplasmic reticulum; positive regulation of cilium assembly. Gene Ontology annotation, cellular component: endoplasmic reticulum membrane; ciliary basal body. The transcript has 16 exons.
CUGGGCGCUGCGGUCGGAGCUCCGGUGGCGGGGCUGCACGCCCGCCAGGAGCGGCGGCGGCGAGCGGUUUCUGGCAGGAGCGGAGCGGGUCAGAGCCGGGCCCCGUUUCCUGAGCCCCCCGGGCCGGGGGCUGCGGGCCGGCCUCGCUCCGUUGCUGAAGUACGAGGAGUGCUUCGUCCUCUUGGCGGUUCCUGUUAUAUACACACAGCUAUAAGUACAGGAGUCUUCGCGCCUACUGCUGAAAACGGCGGUUCUCUUAGAGCCUUGGAGUUACACGCAGAUUAUUAGAAGUCAUUUAAACUAAAUGUAGCGUACUAAGGAUUUCAUAGGUAAAAAUAAGGGAAAAUGUCACGGCCUUCGCUAUCGAUCUGCGGCUGUAUUUACAUUUACACUUGACCUGGUGGUCUCAGGCAUCUACAGAGCAGUUUUUGAAAAUAGCCCUGCCUUUUUUGUAAAAGUUGUCACUCGGUGUGGCAUGGUUGAUUUAAGUGUUGGUAAGGUUUUUUAUAACUAUUAGCACCUAAUUUUUAAUUAAGGGGCUUGCCAAAAAUCUGGAAAGCGCUCAGUGGUGUUCAGAUUUCCAGGCUUUCUGCCUUCAUGUUGGUUUGAAUGUGAUAACACAGGUCUAAUCGAACACAGAAAGAGAAAAACAGAAGUUAGGAUUUAAGUUAAAAACACUGCCAACAACUGAACGCUUUUCUUGUAAGUUUUGCAGGUGCUGUGUCAGUUUCUGACCUGGGAUGUCAGAGGACCUGCAGCAUCAUUGCAGUCCUGUGGUGUGGAUGGAACUGACUUAAUUUCCAUAGGUUGUAAGGAAUUGGCUUGAUUGUAGUAUUAUAUAUGAAUUGUGGUAUGGUGAAAAAGCAAUGGUCAACACACAUACUGAUGUGCCUGAAAGACAUCUGAACAAAUAACUCCUUAAAAAGGUCAGCCACUGAUGCGUUUCACAGUUGGUGCAGACCUAGGGCAGAUGCUGGGUGGCAGUAAGUGCUCAGAAAGGAGGUGGCUGACCAACUGUGUACUUCAGUGCAUCCCCUGUCACUGGAGAGACUGCUUUGCAGUCACAGUCUGGAGCUUGUGUACUGAUCAGCCUCAGUUAUGAGGAGUGAUUAUCUCUUAAUAUCUAGGGCGUGAAAGUCUAGCCAGCUGGAGGAAACUUAAAAUCAUUGGUUUUUCAACAACAGGCCCAUGAACCAGUUUCUUUGAGAUCUUUCAUUGCUGAGAUUCAUCAGUGCUGAGCUAACAAGAGGUUACUUCCUUGAACACAAUGAAGCAAAAUACACAGAGCGGAGAGAAAGAGUAUACACAUGCAUGCGGAUACCAAAAGAACUGGAAAAGUUGAUGUUUUUUGGAAUCUUUUUGUGCCUGGAUGCUUUUCUGUAUGUAUUCACCCUGCUUCCUUUGAGAGUUUUUCUGGCAAUGUUCCGGUUCAUCACUUUGCCUUGCUAUGGCUUACGCUCUCAUUGGGGCCUAACAGCAAGUGAUAGACGUUUGCUACAACCUGCUCAGGUAUGUGACAUUCUCAAAGGAGUUAUAUUGGUCAUCUGCUACUUCAUGAUGCACUAUGUUGACUACUCUAUGAUGUAUCAUCUGAUAAGGGGACAGUCUGUCAUAAAGCUCUACAUCAUCUAUAACAUGCUUGAGGUGGCUGAUCGUCUGUUUUCUUCAUUUGGACAAGAUAUUUUGGAUGCUCUUUAUUGGACAGCUACAGAACCUAAGGAAAGAAAAAGAGCUCACAUAGGUGUGAUUCCUCACUUCUUCAUGGCAGUGCUUUAUGUCUUCCUGCACGCUAUUCUUAUAAUGGUUCAAGCAACAACCCUUAAUGUGGCCUUCAACUCCCACAAUAAAUCACUGCUUACCAUCAUGAUGUCCAAUAAUUUCGUUGAAAUAAAAGGAAGUGUUUUCAAGAAGUUUGAGAAGAAUAAUCUUUUUCAAAUGUCAAAUAGUGAUAUAAAGGAGAGGUUCACCAAUUACGUGCUGCUACUAAUUGUAUGUCUAAGAAAUAUGGAACAGUUCUCAUGGAAUCCAGAUCAUCUUUGGGUGUUAUUCCCAGAUGUUUGCAUGGUGGUUGCUUCAGAAAUUGCGGUGGAUAUUGUGAAACACGCCUUUAUAACAAAGUUCAAUGACAUCACAGCAGAUGUCUACAGUGAAUACAGAGCUAGUCUUGCAUUUGACCUUGUUAGCAGUCGACAGAAAAACGCAUAUACAGAUUAUAGUGAUUCAGUUUCCAGAAGAAUGGGUUUCAUUCCUCUUCCACUGGCUGUUUUACUCAUCAGAGUUGUAACAAGCUCCAUAAAAGUACAAGGAGUCUUAGCUUAUGUUUGUGUUGUGCUGUUCUACUGUGGAUUAAUAACUCUAAAAGUCCUUAACAGUAUUGUAUUGCUGGGGAAAUCAUGUCAAUAUGUGAAGGAGGCAAAAAUGGAGGAGAAAUUAUUCAAUCCUGUCCUGACUGCCACCCCAGGGAAACCAGCUGGCAAACAGCAAAGCAUGUUUAAAUCUACUCAAGGAAUUUCCACAGAUGAAAAUGGAUCUACAUCAGUUACCAAUCAGCCGGUGCAUCAGAAGGAGAACAUGCCAUCUUUACUUGUAACAAGCAAUUCUGAUCAAUUUCUGACAACUCCUGAUGGUGAAGAAAAAGAUAUAAGCCAAGACAGUUCAGAAUUGAAACACAGGUCUUCAAAGAAAGACUUGUUGGAGAUAGACAGGUUUACUAUUUGUGGAAACAGAAUUGACUAAGAUUAUUGUUAUUUUUUUUAAUCAAUGUGCUAAGGAUACUGAGCUGUUGGGACAGCAGAUGCUACCAGAAUGGACAGUUGCCAAAAAAGGCACAUAAUAUUUAUUUAAAACUUAAAUUAUUAAUGGCAAAAAAAAAAUUAAUUUCUUUCUACAAGUAACUUGGCUUGGUAUCUGGUCAGGUCAAUAAAUGGUCUUUAACUUGCCUCUUGGAAAAUGUGCUGGAUCCUGAGUCUCUAGCCUGGUGGCAGAGCUGCAGUAUCACUUUUCUGGAAAAUAGACUGGAAAAAAAAGCAUAAUCCUGUUCUGCGUUCUGAAACCAUGCUUCCAGAACAUACUACUUUUCAUGAAGGUUCCUCCAGUAUAAGGACAUUCCUGGAAAUGUAUGACAGCUUGAUCGGAAGCUUGCCUUUCCAGUUACCUUGUUUUAUUAAACAUCUGCAAGCAGAAUUCAAAACUUGUGCUUAUAUCAACAAACGCAUAAAGCAUUGGUACAUAAAACAGUAAGUCAAGAUAGUUGUUCUUGUCAACAAAAAUCUUUUCAAGAUGUAUCUUGAAAAUCUUGUAAUCGGAAUAAAACUUUGCCUUUAAAUGAAA